Toxorhynchites rutilus septentrionalis is the source of this 1326-nucleotide messenger RNA. RefSeq lists its product as uncharacterized. Lineage: Eukaryota; Metazoa; Arthropoda; Insecta; Diptera; Culicidae. The coding region runs from base 1 to 1326 and encodes 441 amino acids. The record is from RefSeq and is a predicted model, not a curated record. The transcript has a single exon.
AUGUUCCAUCAAAUACGAAUCCGAGCUGAAGAUCAACACGCUCAGAGAUUCUUGUGGAGAGAUUGUGAUAGCAGCAAGAAACCUGAUAUAUACGUUAUGCAGGUGAUGACAUUCGGAUCAACCUGUUCACCGUCAUGUGCACAAGCGGUUAAAAACCACAACGCAGAAAAAUUCAGGACGAAUUAUCCAGUGGCAGCUGAAGCAAUAGUAAAGCAACAUUACGUCGACGAUUAUUUGGAUAGUUUUGAUGAGCUCGAUAAAGCAACAAAAAUAGUGCAACAAGUUAUGAAGAUUCACGAUCAUGCAGGCUUCCACAUCAGGAAUUUCACAUCGAAUAGUAGAGAACUUCUUCAAAGUCUACCCUCGGAACGUGUACAAGCAUUGACUGUCAAAAUGUUCGAAGAAAAGGAUUCAAUGACCGAAAAGGUACUUGGUGUAUAUUGGAACACCACGUCUGACACACUCGGCUAUCAAAUCAAAUUAGACAAGCUAGGAAGUGAUGUCACACAAAUGCUACGUUUACCCACAAAGAGAGAGGUACUAGCUUUCGUGAUGAGUGUCUACGAUCCACUGGGACUCAUCUCGAACAUAACGGUGCAUGGAAGAAUUCUCAUGCAAAAACUGUACAUAGAAAAUAUAGAUUGGGAUGACGAAAUUCCCGAGAAUUUGCAGUCAGAUUGGCAACACUGGUUAGAGGUGAUUGAGUCUGCCGAGAGCGUAACGAUACCGAGAUACAUUCUUGAAGAAAGAACUGGUGAAGUGGAACUACACACCUUUGUAGAUGCUUCAGAGCAAGCAUUUUGUGCAUGUGUGUACAUAAGAAAUGUAUCUGGAAACACACCACAUGUAAGACUUCUAUCAGCAAAGUCGAGAGUAGCACCAGUAAAACCAUUGAGCAUACCACGCCUAGAGCUACAAGCGGCCGUGUUAGGAAGCCGAUUGACAAAGUCGAUAAUAGACGAAACGAGGUUGAACAUCGUCAGCAAAACGUUUUGGAGUGAUUCACAGACCGUAUUGUCAUGGAUCAAGAGUCCAAAACGAAGAAGCACAUUUGUAAUGCAUCGAGUAGGUGAAAUCCUGGAAGACAACAGGAAAAAUGAAUGGCGAUGGGUGCCAACAGAUGAAAAUUCAGCCGAUGAAGGCACAAAGGAAAAGCUAGGAAAAUCACAAUGGUUUGAAGGACCUGAUUUCCUAAAGCUCUCAGAACCGUCAUGGCCUUCCACUGAAGAGAAGGAAACAGACGAAGAGUUGAGAGAAACAGUGUUAGUUCACGAAGAACUAUGCAAACUUAGUUUCAUCGAUAAGUACAAGGAGUACUCAGAUUAG